AUGUCGUCGGAUUUCUGGGCCGGGUACCUUAGCGGUGCCGUAGGGAUUAUCAUCGGUAACCCGCUCGAUCUCGUCAAAGUUCGACUCCAGGCCGGCCAGGCAGGGAGCACUGCAACUUCCCCGCACCCGCAUGUGAGCCGCCUAGAGAAUGCACGCAACCUGGUGCGAGGCGCUGCUGCUCCUAUUCUCGGAUAUGGGGCCCUCAAUGCCAUUCUCUUUGUCGCCUACAAUCGGUCGUUGAUGUUCUUGGACAACUCAAUUCUCGAUCCCACCAAUCCCCAAACCACCUCGCUCUAUAAGAUAUGGAUUGCCGGUGCUGCAGGAGGAGUCGCCAGCUGGACUGUGUCGUCUCCAACGGAGUUCAUCAAGUGUCGAGCGCAACUUGACACCCGACCAGGUGUUUCCUCCUGGACUGUUGCGAAAGACAUUCUUCGAACUCGUGGGUGGAGAGGCCUCUACUACGGAGGAGCCAUCACUUGUGUCAGGGACUCCAUUGGCUAUGGUUUUUAUUUUUGGUCUUACGAGUAUUGCAAACGAUUGAUGACGUCCGACGAGGACGAUGCACGAGCCGCCGCAGCGAAGGUCCUUCUUUGUGGCGGGAUAGCGGGAGUCGCCACGUGGGCAUCGGUCUUUCCCUUAGAUGUAAUUAAGACUAGGCUCCAAGCACAGACGAUUGCUGUGCAGCCCGAAAACCGCCAGUUGUUACCACCGCAGCAUGAACGAAGGACGUUGAACACGUUUCAGCUAUUUAGAGAAGCCUACCGUGCUGAGGGAUUUAAAGUCUUCUACCGUGGCUUAGGCGUCUGCAGUAUAAGAGCGUUUAUGGUAAAUGCUGUCCAGUGGGCAACAUACGAAUGGCUCAUGAAGUAUCUUAAUGCCGACUGGACCCAGGCGCCUACUAACGUUGUUGCUAAAGAAGUAUAG
Molecule: messenger RNA, 924 nt
Organism: Aspergillus affinis
Lineage: Eukaryota; Fungi; Ascomycota; Eurotiomycetes; Eurotiales; Aspergillaceae
Product: putative mitochondrial carrier protein
Exons: 4
Coding region: 1-924 (307 amino acids)
Biological process (GO): transmembrane transport
Molecular function (GO): transmembrane transporter activity
Source: RefSeq, a predicted model, not a curated record